Molecule: messenger RNA, 1056 nt
Organism: Musa acuminata subsp. malaccensis (wild Malaysian banana)
Lineage: Eukaryota; Viridiplantae; Streptophyta; Magnoliopsida; Zingiberales; Musaceae
Product: ethylene-responsive transcription factor ERN1-like
Biological process (GO): regulation of DNA-templated transcription
Molecular function (GO): DNA-binding transcription factor activity; DNA binding
Source: RefSeq, a predicted model, not a curated record
CCUUCUCCCUCGUCCAACGCCAAGCUCCACAACCCACCAUCACAUCCAUGGAAAUCCACUUCCAACCUCAGAGGCAUCCACGCCAGAUCCCUGUCUGUAAACCAGCAAGCAGAUCCAAGAAGAGGAGCAAGAGCAGCAGCAGCAGCAAGUUUGUAGGUGUGAGGCAAAGACCAUCGGGAAGAUGGGUGGCAGAGAUCAAGGACACCACGCAGAAGAUAAGGAUGUGGCUGGGGACGUUCGAGACGGCGGAGGAGGCCGCCCGGGCCUACGACGAGGCCGCCUGCCUCCUCCGUGGCUCCAACACUCGCACAAACUUCAUCACCCAUGUCGCCACCGACUCCCCUCUCGCGUCGAGGAUUCAGAAUCUUCUCAACCUCAAGAAGCAGACUACCAGCGCUAGCAAUCCUUCCGCGUCCAACAGUUCUCCUUGCGACCCUUCUGCAACCUGCACUGGCGCAAGUAGUGCCGCUUCGAGCAGCAUAGAACCUGAAAGCUGCACUAGUAACAACAGUCUUGGCAGUGUUGCUUCCUGUCUCGAGAUCCAGCAGGACAUCAGCCAAAUGGCUGAUGAAGUGUACAGGCCGUGCUUUAGCAAUGGCGGUGAGGAUCUCGAGUUCUGGUCAUCCUCGCCAUUGCCGUCGGACUCGUGGCUGUUUGAUUGUCUCGAGCUGCCCAAGGUUGGCCCGGAGAUCUCCGAGUUCGAGAGGAUGAAGGUGGAGCGGCAGUUCUCGGCGUCGCUCUACGCCAUGAACGGAGUCCAGGAGUACUUCGACAUGGUGCACGACCCUUCAGAUACGCUAUGGGAUCUCCCUCCCCUCUGUCAUUUGCCUUGCAGGACUUGAUCGUCCGGCCACAUCUACUCUCCCACUAAAGCUUUGCUGUCACAAAGCAAUGGCGGUGAAGAAGAACAGAUCCACCUUCCAAUGGAACUCGGUUGUAACUAUGAACUGUCUUUGGGUCCUGUCCUGUAUCUUCUCUUAAAACUAGUGUUGUAACCAUGGAUUGUCUUUGGAUCACCUAAAUUUUCUUGAACUAGUGUAAGAAGAGGGAAGAGUA